AUGGGCAAGAUUUGGCAGAUGAAACAGGGGGCCACAACUGACCCUGAGGGUCAGGAAGUUGCCCUUGACGUUGAGCGAGGCGUAUUUCUCCUGGAAGAAGUACUUGAUCGAGUCGCGCUGGUCGGGCUGCGCGGGCGGCUGGUCCAUGGCCGAUGGAGGGGCGGGCAUUGCUGCUUGACCGUGGGGGAAGCCAGGCGAGAAGCCCGCGCCGUCAACCGCCCGCUGCAGGCUGCUGCCGCCAUUGUUCCCGCUGUGCGUGUUGCUGCUGUUAUUGUGGCCGCCGGGGCUGCUAUUGUUGUUGUUGUUGUUGUUGUUGUUGUUAUUGUUGGCGGCGGUGUUGCUGUUGAUGCUGCCGCUGGGCGUGUUGCUGGCAGUGUUGCCAGCGCUGCUGGCGGCGGCGGUGUUGUUGCUGCUCUUGUUCGACCCGCGACCGAAGCCCUGCCGCCUGCUGCACAGGGGAACCGAAGGCCCGUCGAGGCCACUUACACGCUCUGGAAGAAGUUUGACAUUGUCCGGGCGCACUGGGAGAUCUGGCUGGAGAGAUCCAGGGUCCUUUUGAUAGCAGCAGCAGAGGGGGAAUCAGAGGGGCAGAGGGCUGUCUGUCAGUCACUGCGAGGCUCUCUGCUGCGUUUCCUCUCUUCUGCCUGUUCUUCUCCUUCUUCUUCUUCUUCUUCUUCACUGCUGCACUGUUUCUGUCUUAUAUGCCGUGUCUGUUUUGUUAUCAUCCAGGGUGAAGCCAGCCUCCAGCCAGGACUGCCAGACAGACAGAGACAGCUGAGAGAGACCGGAUUUGUUACUGCUGUGGCCCUUUUAUUUCAAGUAGCCAGUCAGUGUGGUGCAUUUGCUGCCUCGACGAUGGACGUGGACGAGUCGCCGCGAAAGGCGCAGGACGAGCUCGAGGACGAGGCCAUGGAGAACAGCCCGCCUGCGCUGGACGAGGACGGUGACAUGGGCCUGUUUGGCUCUGGAGACGAGGAGGAGGACGAGGAAGAUGUGCAAGACAGACGGCGGAAGCUAGACGACGUCGAGCUCGACUCCGGCGACGACGAAGGGCGAUACGACCGGGCCGGGUCUCCCAUGGAAGAAGACGGCAUGGACUACGGCCGGACACUGAAUAUCAUGGACCUGAGCCUUGGACGGGCUCCUGAGCCAGAGACCACAGACGGACAGCUGUUCAAUUGCGCUAUACCAAACUUCCUCUCGAUAGAGUCUGAAGAUUUCAACCCAGAGACAUAUGUUGCUCCGCCCUUUUCAUCGGCAUCUACCUCGCUCUGUUGGAGGACCAGUCCAGACGGCAGCGAGCUCCAGUCCAAUGCCAGGAUAAUACGCUGGUCAGAUGGCUCCAUGACCCUCCAGCUUGCCUCAAACCCAACAGAACAGUACCGGAUAUCCUCCAAACCUCUCGCGCAGUCCAGCCGGCCCGGUAAGCGAGAAGAGUACGACCCCGAUCUGGAGUCUCACACAUACUUGGGUGUGGCAGCAGAAGCAUCUUCGGUCAUCCGUCUCACUUCACGCAUCACCGCCUCCCUCAGCAUCCUCCCCUCCACAGUCGAGACAGACGAUGCAGUGCAGAGACUGCAAGAGUCCCUCGCCGCAGCUUCACGGAGCGGCAAGAAGACCGCAGACGGAUCCGUAGCAAUCAUCGAAGUCAAGCAGGACCCAGAGCUGGCGAAGAAACAGGCCGAACAGGCUGAACGAGAGAAACUGCGUGAAGCUCGUAAGAGACAGGCCGCUGCUGAGCGAGAAGUUGAUCGUGGCAGGCGAAGUACCGCCUUCCAGCGCUCGGGGGCAGCAGGUCUUACCAUCGCCGGCCUCGAAGGAGACGAAGAUAUGGGCGUCGGUACCAAAUCCCGUCCUGGAGCAAAGCGGCCUGGUGCUCGCAAACCUCGUCGUCGUGACGAGAUUUAUUCUGAUGAAGAGGAUGAUUACGACCGCAGAGGCCGUACGCGUGAAGACGAGUAUGAUGAAGACGACGGGUUUCUGGUUGGAAGUGAUGAGGAGCCUGAAAUCGAGGAGGACGAGGAGGAAGAGGAGGAAGAAGCUGAGGAUGAAGACAUGGAUGCCGAGGGGGAGAUUGAUGACGAUGUCCAGCCUGCGAAGCCCAGUGGUAAAUCAUCCAGGCCACAAUCGCCCGGCCAGAAAGAAGCUUCACCCCAGGCACGGAAGAAACACAGAUAUGUCGUUGACGAUGACGAUGAUGAGUAG
Trichophyton benhamiae CBS 112371 is the source of this 2205-nucleotide messenger RNA. RefSeq lists its product as uncharacterized. Gene Ontology annotation, molecular function: RNA polymerase II C-terminal domain phosphoserine binding. The transcript is spliced from 6 exons. NCBI's taxonomy places the organism in Eukaryota, Fungi, Ascomycota, Eurotiomycetes, Onygenales, Arthrodermataceae. Gene Ontology annotation, cellular component: extracellular region; nucleus; Cdc73/Paf1 complex. The coding region runs from base 1 to 2205 and encodes 734 amino acids. Gene Ontology annotation, biological process: positive regulation of transcription elongation by RNA polymerase II; transcription elongation by RNA polymerase II. The record is from RefSeq and is a predicted model, not a curated record.